This is a messenger RNA of Batrachochytrium dendrobatidis JAM81, 867 nucleotides long. RefSeq lists its product as uncharacterized. Bases 1 to 867 code for a protein of 288 amino acids. The transcript is spliced from 2 exons. Gene Ontology annotation, molecular function: cyclin-dependent protein serine/threonine kinase regulator activity. Gene Ontology annotation, biological process: mitotic cell cycle phase transition; regulation of cyclin-dependent protein serine/threonine kinase activity. The record is from RefSeq and is a predicted model, not a curated record. Gene Ontology annotation, cellular component: cyclin-dependent protein kinase holoenzyme complex; nucleus; spindle pole body. NCBI's taxonomy places the organism in Eukaryota, Fungi, Chytridiomycota, Chytridiomycetes, Rhizophydiales.
AUGGCAACUGAGCGUGAUUCCAAUAUACUCCUCGUGUCCGAGUAUGCCGAAGAAAUCUAUCAACACCUCAUGAAAAUGGAGAUCCAUACUAUGCCCACACACAUCAACUACAUGGAUACCAUUCAACCGAGUCUUGAGUGGCACAUGAGAACAAAGCUUUUAUGCUGGAUUGUGCAGGUUCAUAACAGGUUUCGACUGAUGCCCGAGACUCUGUUUCUUACAGUUAAUAUUAUUGAUAGGUUUCUUUCACUUAAACAGGUUUUACUAGAAAAACUUCAAUUGGUAGGUGUGACGGCUUUACUGAUUGCAUCCAAGUAUGAAGACCGCAUGGCACCAGCUAUCGGAGAUUUAGUGUAUAUGGUGGACAACGCGUAUCUACCUGAAGAGAUUCUUCAAGCAGAAAGGUAUAUACUUGGAAUGCUUCAGUAUGAGUUGGGGUAUCCCGGACCAUAUGGAUUUAUGAGGCGAGUAUCUGCAGCAGAUGGAUUUAAUUCAAGAGUGAGAGGGAUUGCCAAGUAUUUUUUGGAAGUUGCAAUACUGGAUCAGAGACUACUGAAACACAAGUCUUCGAUUCUAGCUGCAAGUGCAAUGCUGUUGGCACGCAAAGUAGCACAUGAUGCACCAUGGACAAGCGAGCAUGUGAGAACAUCAGGCUAUACAGAGAAAGAACUGCUUGAAUGUGUGUAUACGAUUCUUGAGGAUGUUCGGAUAGUUGGACGUAUAGCAUUCAAGAGGGAAUCGGGCGAGAGUGGAAUAGAUGAGAGCGAGACUGAUGUGCUGGUGGUGUACGACAAGUACGCGACGGAGCGAUAUGGGUCAGUAUCGCAACACAUUACCAAGUUUCUACACACUAUGGGAUUAAACUGA